AUGGCUCUUGCUGCCUUGUCUGUCCUCCCUCACGUAGCAAUCUUCCCUUUCAUGGCCAAGGGCCACACCAUCCCGCUCAUCCAGCUCGUCCACCACCUCCGUCGCCGCCGCAUCGCCACCGUCACCUUCUUCACCACCCCCGGCAACGCCGCCUUCGUACGCGACGGGUUGACGGGCACGGACGACACGGCCGUAGUUGAGCUCGCUUUCCCCACCGACGUCCCGGGAGUCCCGGCGGGCGUGGAGAGCGCCGAGGGGCUCACGUCCAUGGCCUCUUUCGUCGCCUUCACCGGCGCCGUGUCGCUGCUCCAGCCGCAGCUCGAGGCGUACCUUGCAGCCAUGGAGCCCCCGGCCAGCCUCCUCGUCGCCGACGCGUUCCUGUUCUGGGCGAACGCGUCGGCCGCCAGGCUGGGCGUCCCGAAGGUGUCCUUCUUCGGCAUGUCGGCGUUCGCUCAGGUCAUGCGUGAGCUGCGCAACCGCCACGACGCGUGCGCGGUGCUGCGGCCGGGCGACGUCGACGGCGAUGGCAACCCGACCACGUUCACGGUGCCGGAGUUCCCGCACAUGAAGCUCAGCUUCGAGGACCUCAUGGCGCCUUUCGGGGACCCGUCUUCGAUCGCUCCGAUGAUGGAGCUGGACGGCAAGCUGGGCAAGGCCAUAGAGGAGAGCCGUGGCCUGAUCAUCAACACCUUUCAUGCCCUAGAGAGCCCGUACAUCGAGUUCUGGAACAAGAGCUGCGGGCCCAAGGCAUGGUCCGUCGGCCCGCUCUGUCUCUCCCAGCCAUCGUCGGCGUCCGACGACGCCGCCCGGCCACCAUGGAUGGCAUGGCUGGACGAGAAGGCGGCCACCGGCCGGGCCGUGCUGUACGUCGCGCUCGGGACGCUGGCCGCGAUCCCGGAGGCUCAGCUGAAGGAGGUCGCGGACGGGCUGGAGCGGGCCGAGGUGGACUUCAUAUGGGCCGUGAGGCCGGAAAACAUUGAUCUUGGUGCAGGGUUCGAGGAUCGUACCAAGAACAGAGGCUUGGUGGUAAGAGAGUGGGUCGACCAACCGGGGAUUCUGCGGCACGAGAGCGUGAAAGGGUUCCUGAGCCACUGCGGAUGGAACUCGGUGCUGGAGAGCGUCACCGCCGGCGUGCCGCUCGCGGUCUGGCCUAUGCAAGCCGACCAACCUUUCAACGCAAGGUUCGUAAUCGAGGAGCUCAAGAUUGCGGUCAGAGUUAAGACGAGUGACGGAACAAUGAGGGGUUUGGUCACAAACAAAGAAGUUUCCAAAGUGGUCAGGGAGCUUAUGCUCGGGGAGGUGGGAGCUGAAGCGGCGAAGAGCAUUGCAGAGUUAGCAAAAGAAGCCGUGUCGGAGGGAGGAUCCUCUUGGAGGGCUGCCGAAGAGAUGAUCCAUGAGUUGUGCGCAACGAAAGUGCACGUAAAAUGA
Messenger RNA from Lolium rigidum, 1428 nucleotides. RefSeq names its product UDP-glycosyltransferase 90A1-like. The record is from RefSeq and is a predicted model, not a curated record. Gene Ontology annotation, molecular function: UDP-glycosyltransferase activity. Lineage: Eukaryota; Viridiplantae; Streptophyta; Magnoliopsida; Poales; Poaceae. The transcript has a single exon. The coding region runs from base 1 to 1428 and encodes 475 amino acids.